AGCUCAGUCACCUGAUCAAAUCUUAAGUUCAGAUCAAUAAACAGCUGAUAUUAUUACCAGAACUCGUAAAAUUUGUUUUCUAUUUCUUUUCUAUUUGAUUUUGUUGAAUUAAGUUUGUGUAGUUGUUUGUUUUUAUUCUCCUAUUAUGAUAUAAUUGGAUAAAAAUAUUUUAAUUUAUUGCUGGACUAUAAAAAAUUACAGGUUGUGAGUGAACUGUUUCAACGGCCAACCGUCACCCACUCCAUUCUCUGUUUUCCUUUGGAAGGAACGAAAAGAAAACCGAACGAAAACUGAAAACACUAAGAAUUUGUUAUUAAUUACAAAAAUCAACAAAAAAAUUAGUUAUUCGGGUUGAUUUGUCGUUUUAAAAGAUACAUUUUCAUUUGAAAUGGAAAGAAGAUUCUCAUGGGACCAUGAAGAGACGAUUAUUGAGUUUGUCAAAAAUCAUUCAGUUUUGUUUGACAUCAACCAUCCUGAGUACAGAAAUUCAGCGCACAAGCAAAGACUGUGGAGGGAACUUGCAACAAUACUAAACAGAUCAACUGAAGAUGUUCAAAAGAAGUGGUUCAACAUAAGAGACUAUCAUAAACGAAAAAAGAAAGGACCCCCUGGCCCAUCUGGGGGGAAGCCAUCACAGCGUGAAGAAGCUCUAUCCUUUCUAGACGGAUUUUUCUGUGUCAAAAAAAGAAUGAAGAUUCAACACGACGAAGAGGAGCUGAUCAUCGAGUUUGUGAAAGCGCAUCCCCCCCUCUUCGACAUCAAUCAUCCGGAUUACAAAAAUGGAAAACUAAAAUCACAAUUAUGGAGUCAAAUUGCCCGAGAUCUUAAUAAAACAGUUGAUGAUGUAAAAAACCGUUGGGUGAAUAUAAGAGACUACCAUACCAGAAAAAAGAAAGGAACUGGAUUCUCCUGUGAUAGGGUGUCCUACCGUGAUGAGCAGCUAGCCUUCCUAAACUGUAACUUCGAUAAAAGCAAUGGAAACCAGGUUGAUGACUCGGCCGCCAACAACAAUUCGUCAGCUGAUGACCAGAGUCAGAGAGAUCUUCAAAUUGCUCUCUUGAAAACUCUCUGCGAGAGGCGACCCGUGGAAGAGACGCCUCAGCCGGACAUGCUGGAGCGAUUUUUCAACGCCAUGUGUGCUACUGUCAGAGCAUUCCCGGCUAAAGAACAGGCAGAAGUGAAGCUAAAAAUAGGGACCAUCAUUGGUGAAACAGAACUGCGUUUACAAGAAGAAGCUGUCAACGAUAGUCUUUUGUUAUUAUAAUGGAUUAAGUGAUUUUUAAAGAAUAUUACUUUUUGUACAAUCAUAGAAUGUUGGCUAGAACUGUUCCUCAGCCCACAAUUAAUCAAAGUUGAAAAAACUGUGAUGAAUGUUAAAAAGUGAGUAGGAAAAGACCAAGACAUCUCAAUUAUUGUAUGCAUCAGUCAUUAUAAAUUAUAAAUACAUAAUAAAAUUGUGAGCAUGUGAAUGUAAAAUAAAAGUUAUCCUUUAUAAGUAGUGGAUGUUAAUGUCUGGGUUUUAUAAAUAUGUAUAAUUAUUUAUAAAUAGGCCUACUCAUGAACUGUGUACAAUUGAAAUAGAUGAAUUAAGUAAAUUUUCUGACUGUUAUUGUAAAUUUAACGUUCAAUUGUGAAUAAAUUGAUAUUAUGUUAUUGAUA
Messenger RNA from Nilaparvata lugens (brown planthopper), 1659 nucleotides. RefSeq lists its product as uncharacterized. The record is from RefSeq and is a predicted model, not a curated record. The coding region runs from base 389 to 1264 and encodes 291 amino acids. The transcript has 6 exons. Lineage: Eukaryota; Metazoa; Arthropoda; Insecta; Hemiptera; Delphacidae. Gene Ontology annotation, biological process: regulation of transcription by RNA polymerase II. Gene Ontology annotation, cellular component: transcription regulator complex; nucleus.